GCGUAUUUACAUUUCGCGAGAUUUCCCCACUCCUCGCGAGACUUGGCGUGAACCCCCGUUUGCAAGACGCGCGUUUCCCCCGCAGAGGAGCGCGUCGCUCGCUCGCUCGUGUUUGACGCUCGUCGGUCGGUUGGCGCGGAGCGACGAUGUGGAUCCAGAUCCGCACGAUCGACGGCAAAGAGACGCGGACGGUGGAGGAUCUGUCGCGCCUCACGAAGAUCGAGUCUCUGCGCGUCAAGAUCCGCGACAUCUUCCAGGUGAAGCCGGAGCAGCAGAGGCUCUUCUACCGCGGGAAGCAGAUGGAAGAUGGUCAGACGCUCUUCGAUUAUAACGUCGGUCUUAACGACAUCGUCCAGCUUCUCAUUCGCUCGCAGACGGACGCGCCAGACAGCCCCUCCCCCAACAGCGAUGAGGGCGUGGCCUGUGCCGUAGCCCCGCCCACCACAGCAUCUGCCCCCGCCUCAGCCACACCCACCACAACAGUCGUUUCCCCGGCAACCGUCGCCAACAGCAACGGAAACGGGUCCAAACCCUGCAGCCUGGCGCCGGAGAGCCAGCCGUCCACAUCCAGCCGGACGCUGCUCCUCGAUCCCGGGAUCGGACUCUUAAGAGUGAAUGAGUUAGUGGACUGCAGGGACGUCAGCAUCGGCGCCUGGUUCGAAGGCGUGAUUGAGAAGGUCUCUCCUGCAUCUAAAGGACAGAACGGCAGAGUCGGCCGACCCAGCAAACGCACUAACAACAAGCUGGAGUCUGAGCCUUCAUCCUCAUCAUCCUCAUCAUGCAGGGACACUCACAGCACAGCGCUACACUCGGACCAACCGUCCACGUCCCAAACGGAUCCGCCGCACGUCUCCUACCACAUUAAAUAUGAAGAGUAAGUGCAUCAUGGGAAGGAAGGCUCGUUGUUUUUCCCUGCUUGUCUGGAUGUUGGUUUCUAAAGCGCUGUUUGGCACUGGAUUGGCUUUAUUGCUGUGAGGA
Molecule: messenger RNA, 978 nt
Organism: Sinocyclocheilus rhinocerous
Lineage: Eukaryota; Metazoa; Chordata; Actinopteri; Cypriniformes; Cyprinidae
Product: E3 ubiquitin-protein ligase UHRF2-like
Exons: 3
Coding region: 147-878 (243 amino acids)
Biological process (GO): protein ubiquitination; negative regulation of gene expression via chromosomal CpG island methylation
Molecular function (GO): ubiquitin protein ligase activity; protein binding
Source: RefSeq, a predicted model, not a curated record